Molecule: messenger RNA, 2804 nt
Organism: Caenorhabditis sp. 36 PRJEB53466
Lineage: Eukaryota; Metazoa; Nematoda; Chromadorea; Rhabditida; Rhabditidae
Source: the annotation of a GenBank genome assembly
AUGAGUAAUCAAUACAUCAAUGAGCCGAUCACGAGUGGAAAGGUGAGAGAAAUCGUUAAGGUUUGCAGAGAAAUGCAUUGUUUUUAGGUAACCCUCGAGACGACGGCGGGAGACAUUGAAAUCGAGUUGUGGACGAAAGAAGCGCCGCUCGCGUGCCGGAAUUUCAUUCAAUUAUGCAUGGAGAACUACUACAAAGGAUGCGUUUUUCAUCGACUCGUCAAAAGUAACACUUUCCGGAUUCGCUGGCAUUUCUUCUGGCAAAAGGCCGGCACAGGCUUUUUGAAGGCCUGCCGAGUCCUGGAUUUUUGCACUACUUGCAUAGAUCAGAUCGGGAUCAAACUUUGCAGGCCUCUUGGACAUGGGUUAAUGUAUGUUGGGACCAAGUUUCAGACCGAUCGGAUCAUCUGGUCCCGAGAUAUAUGGAUCAUCAGCCGCAAGCCCCGGAUCCACUUAUCUCGAGACCAGAUGAUCCGAUCGGUCUGAAACUUGGUCCCAAUGGACUUUAACCCAAGUCCAAGAGGCCUGCAAAGUUUGGUCCCGAUCUGAUCAUUGCAAGUGGGUCAAAAGUGCGGCCAAUUGCCCAUUCCUAUGCAAAACAAACGUUUUUUUUUGCAGAUUUUAUCCUGCAAGGAGGCGAUCCGACUGGCACCGGAACUAGCGGAGAGAGCAUUUAUGGGAAGCCGUUCAAGGUUCGACUCAUUUCAGACUGUUCCCCGGGUUUUAAUUUGUCAAAAGUUGAGUUUAGGAUGAACUGCACCAACGUCUCAAGUUCAACCGGCGCGGCAUCGUCGGAAUGGCGAACGCGGGCCGCGACGACAACGGAUCGCAGUUCUUUUUCACGAUCGGAGACCGCGGCGCGCCGGAACUCGACCGCAAACACACAGUAUUCGGAAAGAUCACCGGGCCCACUCUGUUCAACAUGCUCAAAAUGACCGAGGUGGAGACGGAAGGAGACCGCCCGGUCACUCUCUAUAAGAUCACGGGCGCACGCAUCGACAACAAUCCGUUCGAGGAUAUCAAACCGAGAGAGAAAAAGAAGAAGGAGAAGGGAGAGAAGAAGAAGGAGCAGAGGGUCGUCGAGACGAAGAAGACGAACCUGCUCUCGUUUGGAGACGAAGCCGACGAGGAUGAGGAACAGUUGACCAUCUUCAAUAAGGUAGUGUACAGGGCCCAAACUUUGCAGGCUUCUUAAACUUGGAUUAAAGUAUUUUGGGUCCAAGUUUAAGACCGAUUCGAUAAUUUACUCUCGAGAUCAGAAGGAUCAGAUGCCGAAAAGACCGCAAUUUUGCAAGCAAUAUCUCUACGGACCAUAUGAUCCGAUCGGUCUGAAACUUGGACUCUAGAUACUUUAAUACAAGUCCAAUGGACGGUAUUUACGGUACGCAUUCCAAUCCUUGCAGAAAACGGCGCACAAGCCAAAGUCGGCGCACGACGUGCACGACAACGACUCGAUCGGAUUGUCGAAGCAGGCGGCGGUGACGCGCGACGAAAUGAGCAACUACUGUCCAGAGGACGAGGACGCCGUUAAGGACACCACGUCGGUGUCGUCGAUCCGAGAGAAACUGCUCAAGAAGAGCCAGAAACGAAAGGUCCCGCUCCGAUCUUGGUCCCUUGAAAAAAGUUGCUGUUUGUAGAUGGAAGACGGACCGAAAGCGGGCGAAGAUGAGGACUACGAACAGCUGAUUGCGGACGAGAAACGGGCGAAGGAGCAGAAUGAAAUGUGGGUGGAAUAGGUGGAAUGCAGACAACGAACACGCAUUUUCAGUGAUAAAAUGAAUUCGGAGCUGAAAGAGAUGCAGAAAGAGUACAUAAAGGCGUUGCGGCCGGUCAAGGAGAAGAAGAAGAAGGUUAAAGGUACGGAACGUUCUGGAAGAUUUUGAGGGUUUUCGGGGCUUGAGAAAAAAAUGUGGUUUGUUUUAGGGGAUCUCUCCCUUUUCGCAACUUUCAGUACGAUUCCCAACUUGCCGUUUUGCAACCAAUUCCGCAACUGGCUUAAAAGCAUUAAAAGUACUAUCGGGCCCGAUAAUGUAGAAAAUGCUACGUUUUUGAAGUUUUGGACUGCAUCGAAUGUGCCAAAAGCUUUAAAACGAUGAAAAAUUUUGUCAAUUUUGCAGACGAGACGCUGUCGGAAGCGAUGCAAUCGUAUCAAGAGCUGAAGAUGAAGUUCAAGUCGAAGACGAAGAAUGUGGUGAAGCAGAAGGACGCGCAACGCGAAGGACAGACGAUGCAAAUGCUCGAGCGGUUCAAGAAACGGCUCGGCGCCUCCAAUCAGGAGGCCAUCCUGUUCGACCGCAAAAUUCAGGUAUCGAAACUAUUAUUCCGGUGUUUUUCUCGUAAAAACCCGAUUUUUGUGCUAACAAGUCUCGCUGAUCUUCCGCACGGUUUCCAUCAAAAUGUGAUGAAUUCGAGCGCCAGUUCAAAAACGAGUCUCUAAAACACUCUAAAUAAGCUCCUCUAGAAGCAAAAAAAACUGAUGAAAUUCGUGUCGAGACUUCAAUUGUUUUAGGUGAAAGAAGAAGAGCCGAAACGAGUGGAAGAUGGAGAAGAAGCGGCUGAGGGAGAGGAGAAAAAGUUUGGAAUGGACUUGGACGCCGAGGAUAUUCAGGGCACUUCGUGGUUUGAAAACGGGAAUCAAUCUGGAAAUAUGCUCUUUCUUUUGCAGGAUGUCCCACCGUUUCAAAGCAGAAGACGUGGUGCUGUCGUCGCGGGCAAAGGACGCGAACUUGCGCGAGGAGAGCGAGGACUGGUACCACAUCACCGAUCCGCGCAACAAAAUGGCCAAGAGACGGCGUGGCGAACAAUGA